Papaver somniferum (opium poppy) is the source of this 1323-nucleotide messenger RNA. Its product is annotated as inorganic phosphate transporter 1-11-like. The transcript has 2 exons. Gene Ontology annotation, cellular component: membrane. Bases 1 to 1323 code for a protein of 440 amino acids. The record is from RefSeq and is a predicted model, not a curated record. Gene Ontology annotation, biological process: transmembrane transport. Lineage: Eukaryota; Viridiplantae; Streptophyta; Magnoliopsida; Ranunculales; Papaveraceae. Gene Ontology annotation, molecular function: transmembrane transporter activity.
AUGUGGAGGUUCUUUGUUAAUCACUGUAAUGAGGAUUUCUGGUACAAAAGCGUGGAAUCUCUCUGUUUCUUCCGGUUCUGGCUAGGCUUUGGCAUUGGAGGGGAUUAUCCUCUCUCGGCUGUCAUAAUGUCAGAGUAUGCUAAUCAGAAAACUAGAGGAGCUUUCAUAGCCGCGGUUUUUGCCAUAGGAGUUGGAAUCUUGGUUGCCGGUCUUGUUGCAAUGAUCGUAUCCGCGGCGUUCUUGCAUGCAUUCCCAGCGCCAGAUUAUCUAACGAACCGUGUUUUAUCAACUCAGCCCGAGGGAGAUUUUGUUUGGAGAAUUGUACUCAUGUUCGGGGCUGUACCAGCUAUGAUGACGUACUAUUUGCGAAUGAAGAUGCCUGAAACUGCAAGGUUCACUGCCUUGGUCGCUGGAGAUCACAGGAAAGCCGCAUCAGACAUGGCAAGAGUACUAGACCGAAACAUACAGGAUGAUGAAGAGCCUUACAAAGUUGCAUCAAAACCUGAGUCUUCGUAUGGAUUAUUUUCUGGAGAAUUCAUGAGAAGGCAUGGACUUCAUUUGAUUGGAACUUCUACUACUUGGUUCUUGCUGGACAUUGCCUUCUAUAGCUUGAAUCUGACACAGAAGGAUGUUUUCCCGUCCAUCGGUUUGUUGAAGAAGGGAUCGACCAUGAAUGCCAUUGAAGAGGUCUUUAAAAUCUCCAGAGCGAUGUUUCUAGUCGCGCUCUUUGCCACUGUCCCUGGUUACUGGUUCACAGUUUUUUUCAUUGACAAGAUUGGACGUUACCUAAUCCAACUGGGAGGGUUCCUUAUGAUGUCCAUUUUCAUGGCAAUAAUGGGUAUUCGGUACUCGGACCUGAGAGGAGAAAAGGACAAGUGCCCCAAAGAUUCAACAAGUGACUACUGUGGUGGAAACAAGAUAGCAUUUGCCAUUCUCUCCGGAUUGGCAUUCUUCUUUGCGAACUUCGGACCCAACAGUACUACCUUCAUUGUCCCGGCAGAGCUUUUUCCAGCAAGAUUUAGAUCAACAUGUCACGGAAUCUCAGCAGCGGCAGGAAAAGCUGGUGCGAUAAUAGGUGCAUUUAUUGUGCAAGGUUAUACUUUAGAUGGUAACUCGAAAAAGAUCAGAAAAGCAAUCAUAGGGUUGGCAGUUGUCAAUCUGCUAGGAUUUUUCUGCUCUUUCAUGGUUCCAGAAACAAAUGGCCGAUCACUCGAGGAAAUUUCAGGAGAAGAUAAGGAUUUUGGUGGAGGUGGUGCUGCAGUAACUGAUGAGAAGGUAAAAGACUCCAGUACAGACACUUACCAUGCUGGUAAUUCAGUAUAG